AUGGCUCGAUUGAUUGGAAACGAUGAACACAUAUCUGCUGCGGCUAAUAACGCGGACUCGUUCCGAGUAUUAAGGGGCCGUGUGAGUGUUUUAAAGAAAGCUCCGGAUGUACGAUUGAUGCCGUACUUGGAGCUAGCCGGAUUUGGGUCAGUAGCAUUGAUCCGGUCCUUUGACUUGCGCUUUGAUAUAUUAUCUGCGCUACUUGGGCUUCCAAUUGACGGGAGUUCCGUAACGGGAGUAUCUGCAUUUACGGAUCCGGCUGCAUUUUGUUAUCAGCUCCUAGGAGACUCGCCAAAGGACGGUGAGUCGUAUUUUUCCGGCAUAAAAUUUACAUGGCUGAAAGCCAAAAUUGGACAAUUAUCAGCGAAUGCCAGUGAAGGUGAGUUGAUGUGCGCUGCUCGAGGCUACAUCAUGCAUAUGAUAGGGGUAGUACUCAUGCUUGAUGCAAACGGCGACAGUGUGCAUUUGAUGUACUUGCCCCUGCUAGCUGAUUUGUCCACUGCUAGGUCGUAUAGCUGGGGUUCCACCGUUCUAGCAAUGCUGUACCGGGAGCUUUGUCGGGAGACAAAGCCGAAAGUCCACGACAUCGGCGGAUGCCUCAUACUGCUGCAGUCAUAG
Gossypium raimondii (Peruvian cotton) is the source of this 618-nucleotide messenger RNA. RefSeq names its product protein MAINTENANCE OF MERISTEMS-like. The record is from RefSeq and is a predicted model, not a curated record. Lineage: Eukaryota; Viridiplantae; Streptophyta; Magnoliopsida; Malvales; Malvaceae. The coding region runs from base 1 to 618 and encodes 205 amino acids. The transcript has 3 exons.